This is a messenger RNA of Neurospora tetraspora, 1074 nucleotides long. RefSeq lists its product as uncharacterized. The record is from RefSeq and is a predicted model, not a curated record. Bases 155 to 841 code for a protein of 228 amino acids. The transcript has a single exon. NCBI's taxonomy places the organism in Eukaryota, Fungi, Ascomycota, Sordariomycetes, Sordariales, Sordariaceae.
GCAACCUUGGUUGCUGGUUUCCGUGUUACCUUAACUUUCUAUUAUCUUUCUUUUCUCCAGUUGUACGGAUAAAUGACAACGACUCUCGACACUCCAAAAGUCCUAUGGACCAUUACCACACUAACACACUGACAAACACAGCACAGGAGCCAAGAUGCCAGCCGUCACCGCCGUCACCGCCAUGAUCGCCACCCCGACGACCUCUCUCAGUACCGCCACCCCCGUCUUCCGCCCUCCUCCCUCUCUCACCACCGUCACCCACACCGUAACCCCCCCGGCCGCCAUACGAAACGAUGGUUACUUCUGCCCUAGUGCCCUCUGGGCAUACCACGCCUCCAAGACUCCAGACCAGUUGGGGCUACCUGAGAUCUGCCCGUGGGCCCGCGCGACUUUACCUUUCGACGGAUUGUGCUCCCACGCAGCAUUCGACGAAGGAGUCAAUUUCGGUCAUGACGAACAUGACUCAACUGGGAUGACGGAGCACGACAUUCGUGAAUUGGAAGCGUCGGCUGAAGAGAGGCGCCAAGCCUACCUCAAGAGACAUCGGGAACAUAACAGCGGCUUUCGAAAUCGUUACCUGGCGAAGGAGGACUUCGUACUAAAGCAUACAGUGAGUGAGCCCAAGGUGACGCCUCCCCAAUCAUGUUGUCGAUCAUGUGUGGCAUAUGCCACGCCAUUACAACCUUCUUCCCAUGGUCGGCAUGUCCCGGAGAGUGUUCGUCGAAGCAUGGUCUUGUUCCUGAGAGCAGGCAUUGUGAACGGAAUCGUGUGUAUUCUCACUACCAGCUACAUGCAUAACACUGCGACUGUCUGCACCGGUCAGAUGGUCGUAGCGGAAUGAUCUUGAGUGUCUGGCAUGGAAGUGUCUCCAGAAUGGACAAGUGAGAACAAAAAGGAAACAACAGAACCAAAAACGCCCCAGCACCCUUCGCAAGCGUUCUGCGCUUGUUGCAGCAGCUCAGCGAUGUCCCUCUAAUCUCCAUCCCAUUCUCCGUCCACAUUCUUUUAUUUUUGGUCAACAUCACCUAUCAUGUCCCCCCCCUCGCACUAGUCCCGCGACAUCGAGGCGCAACU